CCGCUCGGGCCAUGGCGGCGACGCGCGCGCUGUGAGGGCUAUGGCGGCCCCUCACGCAGAGAAGCUGGAGGGAGCGGUCCCGGCCCCGCCGGCCCCGCCGGGGCCCCCGCACCCCGCUGGCAGCGCUGCCGCCGGCGGGCCCGGCCGGAAGCAGGGCAAGGCAGGGCUGCAGAUGAAGAGCCCCGAGAAGAAGCGGCGCAAAUCCAACACGCAGGGCCCUGCCUACUCGCACCUCUCGGAGUUCGCCCCGCCGCCCACCCCCAUGGUGGAUCACCUGGUGGCUUCCAACCCCUUCGAGGAUGAUUUCGGGGCCCCCAAGGUUGGGGCAGCGCCCGCCCCGUUCCUGGGCAGCCCGGUCCCGUUCGGCGGUUUCCGCAUGCAGGGGGGGAUGUCGCCGCAGGUGCCCCCCGGUUACGGCGGGGGUCCCCAGCCCCUGCGGAGGCAGCCGCCGCCGUUCGCCCCCGGGCAGAUGGGCCCGGCCUUUAGCAUGCCCCCCCAGAAUCCAAACUACGUGCAGCCGGGGGGCUUGAGCUUCGGCGGGCAGCCCUUCAGCCAGCCCCUCGGACAGAACUUCAGCCCUCCUAUGGGGCAGCUCAUGCAGGGGCCCGUCGGGGGCUUCGGGCCCAUGAUGUCCCCCACUAUGGGGCAGCCCCCGCGGGGGGAAAUGGGACCGGGGCCAGCCCUCAACCCCCCCGGGGGGCCAGCGGUGCCUCAGCGCUUCAGCCAGCCCAGCAACCUCUUUGGACAGUCGCCCAUGCAGCGCCCCGGGCAGAACAUGCCCCCGCUGCCCCCCACGGCCAGUCCCUUCCCGGGGGCGGAUCCCGGCUUCCCCGCCAGCAGCGAGGAGGGCGGCAAGAACCCUCCCCCCAGCACCUUCGCCCCGGAGCAGCACUCGGGCUCGCCCGCCACCGUUAACGGGGCACAGCCCGGCUUCGCCCCCAACAGCGGCGGCCGCGGCGCCGGCACCCCCGAGAGCAACAGCCUCCCCCUGCCGGCCCCCGGCAAGGCCGGCAGCGCCUCGGGCCACCAGCCGCCCCCGGGGCUCGUCUACCCCUGCGGGGCCUGCCGCAACGAGGUGAACGACGACCAGGACGCCAUCCUGUGCGAGGCCUCCUGCCAGAAGUGGUUCCACCGGGAGUGCACGGGCAUGACCGAGAACGCCUAUGGGCUGCUCACCACCGAGGCCUCCGCCGUCUGGGCCUGCGACUUCUGCCUCAAGACAAAGGAGAUCCAGUCGGUCUACAUCCGGGAGGGCAUGGGACAGCUGGUGACCGCCAACGACGGCUGAGCCGCCCUUCAGCCGCCAUGUACAGCUUUCCCCACACUGAUUUAGGACCAAACACCCGUUUUUUGUAGCUGUCGCCCCUCCCUGCCAGCCAGAGAGCUGCUGCUAUGCGCUGGCUGUGGCUACUCACUGGGCACUGCCUGGCACCGGGACAUUCCAGGGGACCGGAGACGGUGCUGGCCAUGCCGGUGUCAGCCCUUUGCUGUGGCCCCGCUGUACCGGCUCACUGAGGGCUGGGGCUUCCUGGUGCUCCACAGUGCCCCCUUUUGGGUCAUUACCCUUGUGGGGGGCACCUCCCGGGAUGUGCAGCGCUCCUGGUGCCCCCUUCCACAUUCACGGGACAGUCCCGGUGUCCCCUGCUCCGGUGCUCGGGAUGCUCCCGGUACUCGCUCCCCACCCCAGAUCCGUCCGUUUUAGCCAACCGUUAAUUGAAAUUUUUGUACCGUCGUUAUAAAACUCUGAAACGCG
Zonotrichia leucophrys gambelii is the source of this 1753-nucleotide messenger RNA. RefSeq names its product pygopus family PHD finger 2 (gene PYGO2). Gene Ontology annotation, biological process: spermatid nucleus differentiation; kidney development. NCBI's taxonomy places the organism in Eukaryota, Metazoa, Chordata, Aves, Passeriformes, Passerellidae. The transcript has 3 exons. The coding region runs from base 41 to 1288 and encodes 415 amino acids. The record is from RefSeq and is a predicted model, not a curated record.